Symbiodinium necroappetens is the source of this 558-nucleotide messenger RNA. The record is from the annotation of a GenBank genome assembly. NCBI's taxonomy places the organism in Eukaryota, Dinophyceae, Suessiales, Symbiodiniaceae.
AUGGCCCCGAAAGCCGGCCGGAGCAGGCGUUGCAGAUACCUAUGCUUGGUCGCCGCAGUUGCUGUGGUCUGCAGCAGGCUAGCUUUCAUUCCAAGCCCGCAGACGCCACCCAGACCAGGCUGCCAUGCCCCGACAGCACUGGGAUGGUGGUCACUAGCGGCAGCAGCAGCCCAUGCUGAAGAGCAGCCAGAUGGUCUUCCCAAAUCCAACAAAUUGUACACCUUCGAGGAUGCUAAGGCAGUGACGGAGAAGCUGAAGGCUGCUGGGGCAGAUGCAAACCUGCUCGAUGAGCCCGUCAGCCUCCUGCCACCCGAUCUGCCAGAAGGUGAAAAAGCCGCGGACAUGGUGCAAGACAUGACAAAGGAGGCUGUGAAAUCUCUGCUCGAAGGCGAUUUAGGUAAUGUGGCGAACAUUGCUGGGAAUAUCGUCGAAGAGGGCCUAGAGGCGGUUCAGGAUGAGGAAUUUCCCUGGGACAAGGUCGGCAUCGUCUUUUUCGGGUUCGCCCUGUUAGCAAACAGUGCACAGUUUGUCUACCCGCUGCUGGAGGAAAUCUUAGAG